CGAGACCUGGCUGCGGAAGUGCGGCGGGUCCGCAGACCAGAGCGCAGGAGUCGGCCGGCGUGGGUAUGUGUCGUGGGUGAGCCCGGCUCCGGUGGCGGUGCAGCGAGCGAGGAUGCGCCGGCGGGGCGCGGCGGACUGGCUGGCGCUGGGGCUGGCGCUGGUGCUGGCGGCGCCGGCGCUGGCCUGCCCCAAGGAUUGCCAGUGCACCUCGUCCAUCGUGGACUGUUCGCACCGCGGACUGACGCGCGUGCCCUUCAACAUACCGCGCAACACGCACAAAGUGGAGCUUCAGGACAACAAUCUGACGGUGAUCAGGCAGGCCGACUUCAGGGACCUGCGACAGCUGCGGGCGCUAAAUCUGGCGCACAACGACAUCCACCUGAUAGAGGACUCGUCGUUCGCCGACGCAACGCGACUGGAGAAGCUGCGUCUUCACAACAACCACAUACGUCACCUUCCAGAGGAGCUCCUGUCCAGCAUGGGAAACCUGCAAAAACUAGACCUGAGCCACAACCUGAUAAGGAGCAUACCUUCUGGAACAUUCGCAAAACUAGCGAAACUCCAAGAAAUAAAUCUCGAGAAUAACCAGCUGCGCUGCAUCAGCGCGGACGCGACCGACUCCAGCAACCAGCUGGAGAUUCUACGGCUGGGCGGCAACCGGCUGCAGCACCUGUCCGCUCAGCUGCUGCGGCACAGCCCCCGUCUGCGCGCUCUCACGCUCGAGGGCAACCCGCUGGUGUGCGACUGUCACCUGACGUGGCUGGCUCGGCUGGCGCGCGGCGGCCUCCUCGACCCGGGCGCCGUCUGCCACGCCCCCUACCGGCUGGUGGGCCGCGGCCUGGGCGCCCUCUCCACCGAACAGCUCAAGUGCGACGCUGACUCUCGGCCCCCGGACAACCAGUGCGAGCCGGAGGACCUGUGUCCGGACGUGUGCACCUGCGCGCAGGGCUCCGUUGACUGCCGGGACAAGGGUCUGGAGACCAUCCCCAAACACAUCCCGCUCGACACGGUGGAGCUCCGUCUGGAGCAGAACAAGAUCUCGGAGAUCCCGACGCGCGCGUUCAGCGCCUACCGCCGCAUCAAGCGCAUAGACCUCAGCCACAAUCAGAUUGUGAAGAUUGCGGCGGAUGCGUUCCAGGACUUGACCGAGCUCAACUCACUCGUCAUCUACGGCAACGGCAUCACCAGCCUGCCCAACGGCAUCUUCCACGGGCUCGUCUCGCUCCAGCUGCUGCUGCUGAACGCAAACAAGAUAUCCUGCAUUCAGAAGGACGCCUUCCGUGAUUUAAACAGCUUGACGUUGCUGUCGCUGUUCGACAACAACAUUCAGACAUUAACUAACGGAACAUUUGCACCACUGGGAAACGUCCAAACGCUCCACCUGGGGCGAAACCCGUUUAUAUGCGACUGCGAGCUGCAGUGGCUGUCGCAGUACCUGGACGUGCGACCGAUCGAGACGAGCGGCGCCCGCUGCGAGGAGCCGCCCGCUCUGCAGAGGCGUAAGCUGAGCGCCCUGCUGCAGCACCAGCGCCAGCUCCAGUGUGCAACGGGACCCCGCCAGUCUCGUGCGGACCAGUGCCUGGCAGAGACCGAGUGUCCCGCCUCCUGCCGCUGCACCGGCACCAUGGUGGACUGCAGCGGUCGCAGACUGACGGCCAUACCGGACACUCUGCCGCGCGCCACCACCGAACUGAUCCUCCGCAACAACGCCAUCACGCGGGUGCCGGCGCGCCUGUUCCCGCGCCUGCUGAAGCUGCGGAAGCUCGACCUCAGCGACAACAGCAUCGUCGAGAUCGACGACGACGCCUUCGGCGGCGCCGGGCGGCUGCAGGAGAUUAUUCUGACCAACAACGACAUCCAGCACGUCCACGACGGCAUGUUCCGCGGCCUCCGCUCGCUGACCUCGCUCUCGCUGUACAACAACAAGAUCACAUGCGUCAUGCCAGGCAGCUUCUCCGAUCUGAAGAAUCUGAAGACGCUCAAUCUAAUGUCGAAUCCGUUCAACUGCAACUGCCACCUGGCGUGGUUCUCUGAUUGGCUGAGGUCAACUGACGGCAGCAUGGGCAGCCCACGCUGUCACCGCCCCUCCCGGCUGCAAGACACGCCCAUCGACGAGAUCUCUGUGCACGAAUUCACCUGCACGAGCGACAACAGCGCCGGCUGCCUGCGGUCCGGCUACUGCCCGGCCAACUGCAGCUGCACCGGCACCGUGGUGCGCUGCAGCCGCACCAAGCUGACCGAGGUGCCCGAGGGCAUUCCCAGUCUCACCACCGAGCUGUACCUGGACGUCAACCAGCUGCGGUCGGUGAACGCCAGCCGGCUGUCGCAUCUGCACGACCUGACGCGACUGGACCUGAGCAACAACCAGAUCACCGUACUCAGUAACAACACGUUCAGCGACCUGCGCAAGCUCUCCACGCUCAUCGUCAGCUACAACAAGCUGCAGUGCGUGCAGCGGUCGGCGCUGGCCGGCCUCUCGGCACUGCGCAUCCUUAGCCUCCACGGCAACGACGUCUCGCAGCUGCCGGACGGCGUGUUCACCGACCUGCACGGCAUCACGCACAUCGCGCUCGGCUCCAACCCGCUCUACUGCGACUGCGGCCUGCGCUGGCUCUCCGACUGGGUCAAGGGCGACUACGUGGAGCCGGGCAUCGCGCGCUGCGCCGAGCCCCGCCAGCUGCGCGAUAAGCUCGUGCUCACCACACCCUCCGACAAGUUUAACUGCCACGGUCCGAUUCGACGUGAGAUCUUGGCCAAGUGCGACGUCUGCUACACGGACCCGUGCGAGAACGGCGCCACGUGCACACCACGUGCUGAGCAGCAGUACACGUGCACGUGCGCGGCCGGCUUCUACGGCGAGAAGUGCCAGUCCAAGAUUGAUGCGUGCUACGGCAACCCAUGCGACAACGGUGGCACGUGCAAGGUGGUGCAGCAGGGGCGUUUCACGUGCCACUGCCGCGCUGGCUUCGGCGGAGACCGCUGUCAGACAAACAUUGACGACUGCAGAGACCACCUCUGCGUGAACAACGCCACCUGCGAGGACGGCAUCAACGAGUACCACUGCCGGUGUCUGGCCGGAUUCGGCGGCGAGCGCUGUGAGAAGAAGAUCAAGUUUUGCAGCAAGAGCUUUAACCCGUGCAAGAACGGUGCCACGUGCACCGAUCACGGCACCCACUAUUCCUGCGCUUGCGCUGUGGGCUUCGAAGGCCACAAUUGCACCGAAAACAUCGACGACUGCACCGACCAUCUGUGCCAGAACGGCGCCGCCUGCGUGGACGGCGUCAACGGCUACUCCUGCAAGUGCUCCGGCGACUUCUCCGGCAAGUUCUGCGAGUCGGGCCCCAUGGUGGCGCUCAACUACCCCCAGACGUCGCCUUGCCAGCAGCAUGACUGCAAGCACGGCGUUUGCUUCCAGCCCCGCGACUCCAAGGACUACGUCUGCCAGUGCUACCCGGGCUACUCUGGCAAGCACUGCGAGCGCCUGAGCAGUCUGCGCUUCACGCACAAUGACUCGUACCUGGAGCUGGCGCCGCUGAAGACGCUGCCGAAGACCAACAUCACGCUGGUGGUGGCGACGGAGACGCAGAGCGGGGUGUUGCUGUACUACGGCCGCUCACAGCACCUGGCGGUCGAGCUCUUCAAGGGCCGCCUGCGCAUCAGCUACGACGUCGGCAACUACCCCGUCUCCAACAUGUUCAGUUACGAGAUCAUCGGCGACGGCCGGCCGCACGUGGUGGAGCUCCUGCUGGACCACAAGCGGCUGACUCUGCGCGUCGACCGCGGCCAGCGCCGCUCCAUCGUGAACGACGGGCCGCAGCAGUACAUGCGCCUCAGCGCCCCACUCUACAUAGGGGGCCUGCCGCGGGCCGUCGGCGUCAGCGCCUACAGCCAGUGGCAUCUGCGCGACAUCUCCAGCUUCACCGGCUGUCUGAAGCAGCUAUACAUCGACGGCUACCUGAGCGACUUCCAGCAGACGCCGGGCCGGCGCCGCGUCAGCCCCGGCUGCUCGCGGGAGGCAGGCGGUGCGCCGCAGCAGCAGCAGCAGUCGCAGCCGGUCAACCCGUGCGAGCCCAGCCCCUGCCUCAAGGGCCGCUGCAAGCCGCAUGGUGCCGACUUCAAGUGUCGCUGUCGCCCUGGCUGGGGCGGGAAGCUCUGCGACCAGGCGCCCACCUGCCGCAAGAACACGUACAAGGAGUACGUGCGCGAGAACGCGUGCCGCUCGCGGCGGCCCGUGCGCAACGCCACGUGCGGCGGCUCGUGCAGCAACGCGUGCUGCCGGCCGCAGCGCUGGCGGACGCGCAAGGUGCGGAUGCUCUGCCAGGACGGCACCCGCUACAUCAAGCAGCUGCAGGUGGUGAAACGCUGCCGGUGCAGUCGCAAGAAGUGCGGCUGAGCGAGCGCCGCCGCCGCGCGACCGCAAGCGAACUGUUAGAUGUUGGAGACGUGUGUAUUUUGCCGGCCUAGUUAUCAUAAGCGGGGGCGCGGGGGGCGGACGUUCUGUGCCAACCGUACGUGGGGACUGACUGUCUGUGGCCGACGGCUGCCCAGGUGGUGACCUCUGGCAGCGUCCGGCGACGUCGCAUGCGUGCACACGGACUCCUAUGCAAUCUCUUCAGCACUAAAUACUUGUUCGUACUUAGCGACUGUACAUAGGACCUGAUAUUAUUAUUGAUGUUUGCGUUGUUUGCUGGAACUCGCCCGGGGUUCAGUCCAACUGGCAGUGUUAGGUUUGCGCUACUCAGCUAUGACUCUCAUACAGACUCCUGCAUCAAUUCCAUUGUGUCGGGGCUAAUAACCAUGCGCGGCUUCGUACACAGAUAUACUGCCAGGCAAAUGGCAAGUGGAACGUCUUUGUUUCAUCUUCAUUGCAUUCAUAGUCAUUAAGGACCCAGCGUUUGUGUAAUCCGGAUCUAGUGGCGGUGAACUCCAUUUUGUACUGUACAUAGGGCCGACGUCGGAUUGCCAGCAGCAACUUGGCAUGCUCUUGCUGCAAUAUACCUAUCACUGCUCCA
Messenger RNA from Pollicipes pollicipes, 5012 nucleotides. Its product is annotated as protein slit-like. The record is from RefSeq and is a predicted model, not a curated record. Gene Ontology annotation, cellular component: plasma membrane. Gene Ontology annotation, molecular function: calcium ion binding; protein binding. Lineage: Eukaryota; Metazoa; Arthropoda; Thecostraca; Pollicipedomorpha; Pollicipedidae.